AUGGCCGAUCCUCUCAGUAUCGCGGCCUCAAUAGCCGGGCUGCUGUCUGCCACGGGCCAAAUCGCCAAGUUUCUGGCCCCAUAUGUCUCUGCCGCCAAGGAGACGCCUCAGAUCACGGCCCAUGUGUAUUCAGAGGUUCAGAGCACUCAGGUGAUUCUAGCUGGGCUCCAGAACCUGACACAGAACCUCGGCGCUGUUCAGGCGCGUCACGCUUCUUUUAUCGCAGUACACCAAGUCGUCACCAUACUCACAGAUGGGGUUCUUUUAUUUUCAGAGCUCGAGGCUGUUGUUCGGACGCUGCCACCUCGUGAGGGAAGUGAUCAGCGUUUGCCGCUCCGGGCUCGGCUGCUAUGGGCGCGCAAAGAGAGCACAUUCACCCCGAUUCUCACCAGAGUUCAAAGCUUCAAAAGUUCCAUAUCAUUGAUACUCAUGAUCUUGCAGAGUGAUUCCGAUCGGAUGGCGACUCAGCAUCAGGAGCAACUCUCCGUUAACAUCAAUGCUCUCCUUGAAAGCAAUCAUGCACUUUCCCGACGACUCAUGAACUUGGAAGAUGCUCUAGACGUGCAGACAAUUGUCUCAAAGCGGAUGAGCCUCAUGUCUGUCUCAGGCACUGGACCACAGUCUAGCAACUCUGUCGAAACACAGAGCAAUCUCACCGACACAUCAACACAACCCACGAGCCAAGGAUCUGAUCUGGACUUGUCCAAGUUUGACUUUGAGGAUGAUCUCGAAUCAUCGCGCGUCUAUCGCCGAGCGCAACGAGACACAAUGGACUUUUCGUUUCGCAGUUCAAUCGCACCAUCCAACAUCUGGUCCGUCUUCUCUAGUCUCAGCCUAGGCGACAUCUCCAUUAUGUCCGUCAUUGCACUUCCAGUGUAUCAGGAAGAUAUCACCAACGCCGAGAACUACGACUUUGGCGCUGGCGCCCAGGUUCCAACUGCCAUGCCACAAGCCAAGAAGACAGAGCGAGGCCUCCUACACGAGUGCAUCGAAAUCAAGUUAAAAAUGCUUCAGCUCCCCGAAAUGAACCAGUAUUUCGGACAAAUUCUCAGUCCCGAUACCGUGUUUCAUCAGCUCCGGGCCUUUCUCGAAUACUGCCGCAAUGAUUUGAAAAUGUGUGUGGACAAUCUCUUUGCAAUGUCCGAACUGACGAGAACCGAUAAUUACGGGUUUUCAAAGGUCAUCACUAUUGUAUCGUUCAUCAUUGAAGAGCUUACAGCCAGUGGUGUUUUGAGUCCUGUUGAUGCCCAGCUGGAGGAUCUUAACCCAAUCAGACUCAAUGGCGAUCCAACUGAGGAGCAGGCGCGCCUCUUACUCGAAGAAUUCCUAGCCGAUCAGAAUGUUUUCGUCCGUCAGCUGCAAGAGCUUGUAGAGAUUCAAACCUCUGUAGAGGUCGAUGGCACGCUGUCUCGGAACGACAUGAUCGAAAUCUUUGGAAAUUCUCGACAACUGGCCAGUAUGCACAUAGGCUUACUGGUCAUGAUGGAGCAGAACUUGUUUCUACCUUUUCGCAAGCAAAGGUGGACAGCGGUGUUCCAUUGCUAUGUCUUCGGUAUAUCCGAGGAGAGCGAAUUUAUUGCGAAUGAACAGAAAGCGAGGGCCAAGAUCAGAUCAUGCAUUGGCCAAGAGAACAAUUCUGCCGGGAACCCGCUGAGCAUGACGCUGACAAGAUGUUUGAGAAUAUUACCACUUCCAGCUCAACGUCUCUCUAAAUACAGUUCAUUUCUCAAGGUGAGUGAACAGAUAGAGAGCAUGUCGAUCUCCCCAGAGCCUGACCUGAAGUUGGCACGAGCAAAACUUAGACAAGCAAUGAACAUUGUCAACGAUAGGGUCAGAUCUGAAGAAACCAGUGAGGCGUUUACAGAACUAAAAUAUUGUGUUGAGGACUGGAAAAACCUCAACCCUACCCGAUUCGGCACGUUGCUAUUGUAUGGCUCUGUAAUCAUUACGAAUGAUAAAAUCAGAGGAUCUGUAAGUUAUCUCUCGACACGCGGUCACCUUCGAGUGCUGACUGUAGUAGUACCGUGCAUACCUCUUCAGGAACAUCCUCCUGAUAUGCAAGGAGCUGGACCUCCAACAAAAACAGAGAAGCUUUCAGUUCUGGAGAAGCAGACGGCUGCACAACGACAAGCAGACAAAACUGCUUCUCAAAGGCCGUAUAUUUAUCAACAAUAUCGAAUCCGUCAUAAUCCGCCCAAACCCCGGUAUGCCCCAUCCCCGCCACCCAGAGGAGCUUUUACUGACUUAUUUAGGGUCUUACACAUGUGA
Molecule: messenger RNA, 2268 nt
Organism: Fusarium vanettenii 77-13-4
Lineage: Eukaryota; Fungi; Ascomycota; Sordariomycetes; Hypocreales; Nectriaceae
Exons: 5
Coding region: 1-2268 (755 amino acids)
Biological process (GO): septin ring organization; establishment of cell polarity
Cellular component (GO): cytoplasm; mating projection tip; nucleus
Source: RefSeq, a predicted model, not a curated record